AUGCUGCUGUCGCGGCGUGUGGGGAGGGCGGAGCUGCUGCACCUGCUGCAGCAGCAGCAGCAAAUCAUCGAGAAGCAUUAUGGCAGUCUUUUGGAAGUGCGGGACUUGGGUUUUAGAGAAACCGCAUUCAGGAUAAAGAAGCCCCGCGAGUCUCCUGCAUAUUUUGGGCGUCUCAUCGCCGUCGCCUUCGGGGCGAAGCCAACAGCAGUUCCGGAGAUUGACGCCGCCCUGCAGGCAACAGGAGGAGUGCUGCGGCACACGACGCAGAAGCUGCGCUACCGCAGCAACUUCUUAACUUACAACUGCUACAAGCACCGCCCAGAGCCGCAGUAG
Messenger RNA from Eimeria tenella, 333 nucleotides. RefSeq lists its product as uncharacterized. The transcript is spliced from 3 exons. NCBI's taxonomy places the organism in Eukaryota, Apicomplexa, Conoidasida, Eucoccidiorida, Eimeriidae. Gene Ontology annotation, molecular function: structural constituent of ribosome; rRNA binding. Gene Ontology annotation, biological process: translation. The record is from RefSeq and is a predicted model, not a curated record. Gene Ontology annotation, cellular component: ribosome. Bases 1 to 333 code for a protein of 110 amino acids.